Messenger RNA from Larimichthys crocea (large yellow croaker), 3061 nucleotides. RefSeq lists its product as uncharacterized. NCBI's taxonomy places the organism in Eukaryota, Metazoa, Chordata, Actinopteri, Sciaenidae. Bases 652 to 915 code for a protein of 87 amino acids. The transcript has 2 exons. The record is from RefSeq and is a predicted model, not a curated record.
GAAAAAAAAAAAACAGCCUCAGAUCAAAAAUAGGCAGGAGAACAUGGACAGAGGUGUACACAGCAUCAAUUUACACAACAUGCACCUCCACAUAUAGUGCAAAUUUCAAUACGAUAGUUGUAUAGGGGAAAAAAAAAAGACUGACAAGCGAAUAAGACACAAAGAAGCAGAGAGAAAAAUGCAAACAAAGGGAGGGCACGGAAAGAAAGAGAGACGGAGAGAUGGAUAGAGAGAGACUUGCACCCCCAUCCUUAUGUGACAGUCCAGCUCCACCGCCUCCUCCUCCGCCUCUCUCUCUCACUCUCAUGCCGCCUCUCGCAUCCACAUCUCUCCAUCUCUCCGUCUGCUCAGCGUCUGUCCCUGCUCUCUUGUUACAUCCCCCUCAUUUCCUCCUCUUCCUCCUUUAAAAACAAAAACAAACGAACACCAAAAAAAAAAAAAAAAAAAAAAUUUGAUUCUCCAUCUUCGACAUGCUUCUCACGUGAAGUCCGUCAACUUGCAAAGCCCGUGGAUCCAGAGUUAAAAAAAAAAGAAAAAAGAAGAAGAAAAAGAAGAAGAGGAGGAAGGCAAAUGCUCUAUCGGGGAAUAAGAGAAAAAACAACGCACGUUUGCAUCUUUCACUGAGUGCGUUGGUUUGAACGCAGCAACAGUAUGGAUCUGUCAUUCAUGGCUGCGCAGAUCCCAGUCAUGACGGGAGCCUUCAUGGACUCAUCGCCCAAUGACGACUACAGUGGCGAGCACUCACUCUUCAACUCUUCGGCCAGUGUCCACGCCGCUGCCUCAGCCGCCUCGGUACACGGCCAGCAGGAAGAGUCACAGUCAAUGUCAAGUGACGCCAUCUGGCUCUGGAUCGCGAUCGUCGCCACCAUUGGAAACAUUGUGGUGGUGGGUGUUGUCUACGCCUGCACUUUCUGAUGAACAUAUGCUUACAAAGACACACAGACAUACACACACAUCCUGCUUUUUCCGGAUAUCUGGACCCCAGAGUGAGACCAAAUUUGUAGACAGACACACAUACUCUUUCUUUAUGUAUCUCUCUCUCCUCUCUCUGUUUCUCUCUCUCCCUCGCACUUGGCCGUUGGAUCAGUUUGGUCCCAUAAGGAUGUUGAAGUUGUGAUACUAGACAGUGACAUAUAUACUACUAUAUUUCUUCAUCAGAGGGAAACAGUUGGCUGUGUUUAUCUGGACCGAGCUUUUUUUGGAUGCCACAACUGCAAGUUUGAAAAGAGGCUUUUGUGUUUGUUAAAAACAGAAACCUGCACUGCCCCCAGACCUGUGCUCUCAAGCAAGAAUCAAAUUAACUUUUUUUUUUCUUUUUUUUUAGCCUAAGUUUGUUUUCAUGUCUCUCCUCAGACAACACCCUCACUUAUAAUGCAGACAUGAGAAAGGAGAUUAAAUGAGGCUUAAGAUUCAGGUUGAUUUGGGCCAUCUAAAACAUCCACAAGAUUGUUGCUUAGCAAUUUAGGGCAGUGCUGUUUAAUUAUGCGGCUGAACAGAGACAGUGAAUGUUAAAACAUUUAGAAAGUCCUGGGAUACUUCCAUGUCAGGCAGCCGUGAGGCUCAGGAUGUUCGAGCCCAUUUGAGGACUGAUUUGUGGAUGAAACAUUGUAUGGACACUGAUCACCCAUGUAUGUUUCUAACGAUUUUACUCACAGGAAACAAAGAAUAUGACACUGAAUAUCAUUAACCUAAUUUUUUUAACCUAAUAAAAAUGGUUUCCGCAAUGCUAACUUGAUAAUGACUUUAUAAUUAGAUGUGUGUUGUAAAACUAAGUCAACCCCUUUGAAAUGAAUGGUCUUAUUGUCAAAUACCUACAGUAAUAUUCACCAGGGAUUAUUAGGAAAUCUAAUUGUAUUGUCAUGGUCUGUUCAGUUAUGUUUGGAUAUUAUCUACAGAUGUUAACAAAAUACAGUUUAAAAAGCACAAAUUGAAUUGCAAGAUGACAUAGCCUGCUUUACUUACUGCACCUGAUUUUUGUAGUUGUUUAUUUAUUUUCUUAAAGUACAGCUUGUAAAAGUACUUUUUAUUCCUCAGAACUAGUCAACAACAGAUGAUAGAUUCCUGAUAUUACAGACAUGUGAAAGCAGAUGUAAAAGUGGUAGAUGUAUGUGCUCAAAAGUCAUUGAACACCCAUCAGAUCUCUGGUGAACGUUGUGAUAAACGUAUACUAAUGUGAGUGGGGAAAGGAUGCCUUAUUUUGAAAAGAAACUUUAUAUAUGGAGCUGCUCCUCUAAAUGUGUUCAGUUCAGUUCAGUAAAUUAGUUUUGUGUUACUGUGGAGUCUGGAGGCAGCUGUCUCCAUGGCAACUAAUUCUCGUCCUAAUUGGGAACAACAGCUUUUAUUGUGAGACUCAACACAGACAAUAACCUGCAGUCACAGAUACAAUUUUUGCUUUUUUUUUCUGUGAGCAUUAAAUAAUUGCUUUCACAUAAAGACAAUCACAACACUGCAUUUACACAAAUAUUACAUCUGGUAACCAUUGAAUCUUUCAACUUAGCUAAUUAUUUGUGCUUUGCUUACAGUUUUAUUGCCAUGUUUUAAGACAGCAAGCUAAGACAAGAGAAACCGAUAAAAAUGUUAAUCCUUUUGUUUUUUCAAAUGUGAAUUUAAAGUCAGCAAGUUGCUUUUUUUAUGUCUGUUUAUUGGUUUUUCUUUACUUGACAAAUGGAUCUAUAUUUUUAGACAGAAAGAGAAAUAGAAAGAGAGAACUCUUUUUUUCAGUAACUUCUAUUUCAUCUGGGAUUUGGAAGAUAGUAUUGGUGUGCUUUAGUUUAAAAAGAUACAAGCCUGUCCUGUAAACAACAUACAUGUUCAUACACUGCAGAUUACAAUACUAGCUUACUGUAUCAACUGUACCCAUGUAAGGAGACAUUCAGAAACACUAUAGUCUAUUCUCUGUUAUUAUGAGUGUUCUUGUACAAUGUUUAAAGAAGGACUUUUAAAGCCUCUUAUUUUUAUUAAAUGGUUGAGGUAGAAAUACUGUAUUUAGACAUGUUGUAAACCACAUACACAAUGCUCCUUUUGUAAAGACAUAUGCUAUUAAAAUUUCUGUAUGAAUGCA